AUGAAUCCAGUCAGCCCGCUAGCUGCACAUGUGUGCUCGUCUCGCCUCGAAGCUCUACCCGUGGAGAUCAUCCAAGCGAUCUUCCUCCACAGCCUAGAGAUCAACCUCCCGCGAGCCUCGCCAUAUAUCGCCCGUGCGCUCUCCAAACCCAUUCUGUACACCUGGCUCAUCCGCCUGGCUUUCAGCAGCGCCAAUGCCAGUUCACAACAGGGCUUCUUCACACCCGAUUUUUUACCCCCACCGCUGGAUUUCUGGAACGUGACCUGGCAAUGUCGACAGCGGUUACAAACCCAAAUUCUCGAGUGUCGGUGGUGCACUUGGCCCCUGAUGCGGCGCUGUCAGCGCGAAUAUGUUGAACAUGUUCUCCGGCGCAAGUGUGCGGAUCUGGUCUUUACUGAUGAAGCCCAGCUCGUACUGGGAUCCCUGGAUGCGAGCUUCAACGAUCUGGAGGGUGCGGAUUGGGCCCCAAGAGGAUACCGCGGUAAAGGGGACCUCAUUCUCCCGGCUUAUCUGCCGAAUGAAGACGCAGCUACUCCACCGACCGUGAACCGUAAAGUGGCUAUCUGGCUCCAUCUCGGAGCCGUGCAGAUCAGAUUUCUCAACGACGUCUUCUACGAGGACGACCUCUUCCAACUCCCCUGUGGAUCCGCUCUCGGCGCCGGCCAAAUCCCCGAUAAAUUGCUCCAGGAGCCGUGGUCCGAGGAACAGUUUCAAUUUCUUCAAUUGCUGUCCUCCGAUUUCUACGUCGACGAGGAUGGUGCCAAUGCCGAACGAUCCUCUCAGAUCACGACGCGGUUGAUUCGCAAACGCCGGCUGGAUCCCUUCCACCGAUUACUCCGCAUGUACUUUCGCACGGGCAAUUGUCGGGUCCCGUCGCGAUGGCCUCUGCAGGCGUCGCACUUUGCGUUGAUUCAACGAUGCAUGGAAGGGCCGGAGGAUCCAUUUGCACAGGUGGUGUGGAAUGUGCGCUGGGAUGAUAUUCCGACGUCUGCGCGCCAGGAGCUGAUGCUCGCCAUGACGGCGAGAGCUGAAAAGGAGUGA
Penicillium diatomitis is the source of this 1041-nucleotide messenger RNA. RefSeq lists its product as uncharacterized. The record is from RefSeq and is a predicted model, not a curated record. Bases 1 to 1041 code for a protein of 346 amino acids. The transcript has a single exon. Lineage: Eukaryota; Fungi; Ascomycota; Eurotiomycetes; Eurotiales; Aspergillaceae.